Cyphomyrmex costatus is the source of this 3422-nucleotide messenger RNA. RefSeq names its product ATP-citrate synthase (gene ATPCL). Gene Ontology annotation, biological process: fatty acid biosynthetic process; citrate metabolic process; acetyl-CoA biosynthetic process. The record is from RefSeq and is a predicted model, not a curated record. The coding region runs from base 128 to 3391 and encodes 1087 amino acids. Gene Ontology annotation, molecular function: ATP citrate synthase activity. Gene Ontology annotation, cellular component: cytosol. The transcript is spliced from 11 exons. NCBI's taxonomy places the organism in Eukaryota, Metazoa, Arthropoda, Insecta, Hymenoptera, Formicidae.
UCUUAUGGCAGUGUCAGCGGAUAAUGUACGUCGUGUUGGUCGUGUUACUCUUGGAAUUGUUUAGGAUCUAGCAAAUAUUCACUGUUCAGGAAGUUAGCUGCGUUGUUUGUGGUUCAAAUUCUAAAUAAUGGCAGCAAAAGCAAUUCGAGAAGCAACUGGGAAAGAUUUGAUUAAUCGUAAACUUUCUAUUGGGACAAAAGCAGUAAAAUGUAGAUUUAUAUCUAUUACGGAAAACACAAACUGGAUUGAUAUCGUUAAUGAACAUUCGUGGCUCAAAACAGAAAGAUUAGUUGUUAAACCAGAUCAAUUAAUCAAGCGACGAGGAAAACUCGGAUUAAUUAAAGUAAAUGCAGAUUUAAUUGCAGUACAAAAAUGGGUUGAGCAGCAUAUGAAUAAAGAGCAACGCAUUGGCAAGGCUAUUGGAAAAUUAAAAACAUUUAUAAUUGAACCGUUCGUAUCACAUAAAUCGGAAGAAGAAGUUUAUGUUUGUAUCUAUUCUCAUCGUAAAGCUGAUACGAUACUAUUUCAUCAUCAAGGGGGUAUUGAUAUCGGAGAUGUUGAUGCUAAAGCUUUAAAGUUAAAUAUACCAGUUGGUAGUGAAAUGCCUGAUCGGUCUAUAUUGAUUAAUAAACUUUUGACAAAUGUGAUGGAUGAUAAAAAAAUGAUGAUUGCUGAAUUCAUAGAAUUUCUUUAUAAGCUGUAUGUCAAUUUACAUUUUACGUACUUGGAAAUCAAUCCACUAGUGGUUACGGAUAAUGCAAUUCAUAUUCUCGAUCUUGCGGCUAAAUUAGACACUACGGCAGAUUUCAUAUGUAAACCAGAUUGGGGAGAAAUCGAUUACCCGCCGCCAUUUGGAAGAGACGCUUAUCCGGAGGAAGCCUAUAUAGCUGAUUUAGAUGCUAAAUCUGGCGCUAGUUUGAAAUUGACAAUUCUUAAUCCAGACGGUCGUAUAUGGACUAUGGUUGCUGGUGGUGGUGCUUCUGUGAUAUAUUCAGAUACAAUUUGUGAUUUGGGAGCGGCUGAUGAACUGGCCAAUUAUGGUGAAUAUUCUGGUGCUCCUAGUGAACAACAAACUUACGAAUAUGCAAAAACUAUACUGAGUUUGAUGACAAAAGUAAAGCGUUCUGAUGGAAAAGUACUUAUUAUAGGAGGAGGAAUUGCUAAUUUUACAAAUGUAGCUGCAACAUUUAAAGGCAUUGUUAAAGCUCUUCAAGAAUAUCAGUCCAAAUUAGUCGAAUAUGAUAUAAGAAUUUUUGUAAGAAGAGCUGGACCUAAUUAUCAAGAGGGUUUAAGAAUUAUACGAGAAGUUGGUAGACGUUUAGGAAUUCCCGUUCAUGUAUUUGGCCCCGAGACACAUAUGACAGCUAUAUGUGCUAUGGCACUAGGAAAGAAACCAAUUCCUGAUCCAGAAGCUCAAGAAUUUUCAACAGCAAACUUUCUCCUACCAUCUGGGCAAGAUGUUGGACCACCAUGCACAGCAUCCAAGAAUAACGUACAUUCAUCAGAGCAGUUUAAAUUGAAAACUGUAGACGCAGUAAAUUCAGAAACCGAUAACAAACAACUUUUUAGUAAUAAAACGAAAUCUAUUAUUUGGGGUAUGCAAACAAGAGCAGUACAAAGUAUGCUGGAUUUUGAUUUUGUUUGCCGAAGAUCCGAGCCAUCCGUUGCAGCUAUUGUUUAUCCUUUUACUGGUGAUCACAAACAAAAGUUUUAUUGGGGUCAUAAAGAGGUUCUUAUUCCUGUUUAUAAACAAAUGAAAGACGCUAUGGCUAAACAUAUGGAUGCAGAUGUAAUGGUCACGUUUGCCUCUUUAAGAUCUGCUUAUGAAAGUACCAUGGAAACAUUACAAUUUCCGCAAAUCAGAACGAUUGCUAUAAUCGCGGAAGGUAUACCUGAAAAUAUGACCAGAAAAAUGAUUCUAGCAGCGCAACGAAGGAAUGUUACUAUAAUUGGACCGGCAACUGUAGGAGGUGUAAAGCCAGGCUGUUUCAAAAUCGGUAAUACAGGCGGAAUGAUGGAUAAUAUUUUGCAUAGCAAAUUGUAUAGACCUGGCAGUGUCGCUUACGUUUCUCGUUCUGGUGGCAUGUCAAAUGAAUUAAAUAAUAUAAUCUCCAAAGCUUCUAACGGAGUAUUAGAGGGUGUUGCUAUCGGUGGAGAUCGAUAUCCAGGAACUACCUUUAUGGAUCAUAUAAUGCGUUAUCAAAACGAUCCAGAUGUGAAGUUAAUCGUAUUGCUUGGAGAAGUUGGUGGUAUCGAAGAAUAUGAAGUAUGUGAAGCAUUGAAAACAGGCAGAAUUACAAAGCCUUUGAUAGCUUGGUGUAUUGGUACCUGUGCUAGUAUGUUCAAUUCUGAGGUACAAUUUGGUCAUGCUGGUUCUAUCGCAAAUUCCAAUCUUGAAACGGCUUCUGCAAAAAAUUCAGCGUUGAAGGCUGCCAGUGCAUAUGUUCCAAAUAGUUUCGAUAACCUUGGUGAUCUCAUACAAACCGUUUACGAACAAUUAGUAAAAGACGGCAUAAUAGUGCCAGAACCCGAAGUUCCAGUGCCGACAGUACCAAUGGAUUAUGGAUGGGCCAGAGAACUUGGUUUAAUACGUAAACCUGCAUCAUUUAUGACAUCAAUUUGUGAUGAACGUGGACAGGAAUUAUUAUAUGCUGGUAUGCCUGUAACUGAGGUUCUGAAGCAAAAUGUGGGUAUUGGUGGCGUUGUCUCACUUUUAUGGUUUCAACGCUGUUUACCCCCAACCUAUUGCAAGUUUCUCGAAAUGUCACUGAUGCUCACAGCUGAUCACGGCCCAGCAGUUUCUGGAGCUCACAACACUAUUGUUUGCGCACGUGCUGGGAAAGACCUAGUUAGCUCUCUCGUUUCGGGACUUCUAACAAUUGGAGACCGUUUUGGUGGUGCUUUAGAUGGUGCAGCUCGUAUGUUUUCUGAGGCGUAUGAUACUGGUUUACAUCCACAAGAAUUUGUAAAUAAUACACGUAAAAAAGGAGAACUGAUUAUGGGUAUUGGCCAUCGUGUUAAAUCAAUUAACAAUCCAGAUAUGCGUGUAAAACUUAUCAAGGAAUUCGUGUUAGAGAAUUUUCCAGCAAGACCUUUAGUUGAAUAUGCUCUAGAAGUUGAAAAAAUAACAACUAGUAAAAAGCCUAAUUUAAUUCUUAAUGUGGAUGGUAUUAUUGCUUGCUCCUUUGUCGAUAUGUUGCGAAACAGUGGCAGUUUUACAAGGGAAGAGGCGCAAGAAUAUAUUGAAAUAGGUGCCAUAAAUAGUUUGUUUGUUCUUGGUCGAAGUAUAGGAUUUAUCGGUCAUUAUAUGGAUCAAAAAAGAUUAAAGCAAGGUCUAUAUCGUCAUCCUUGGGAUGAUAUUUCUUAUGUACUACCUGAGCAAUAUAAUUGAAUUGUUAGUUAAUGAUGCUGAUACAGUAUGU